Trichomonas vaginalis G3 is the source of this 697-nucleotide messenger RNA. RefSeq names its product protein of unknown function, DUF4106 family. The record is from RefSeq and is a predicted model, not a curated record. The annotation marks the transcript as partial. NCBI's taxonomy places the organism in Eukaryota, Parabasalia, Trichomonadida, Trichomonadidae. The transcript has a single exon.
AUGUCAUUCGCCGACUUUUGCAAAAACAAAGUUGACUUAGACUUUGGUUUCUCAAACCUCAACACUGAAGUAAACUAUUAUUUCAAUGCUUCUGGAGAUGCUUGGGACCCAGUUAAGUUCACAUGCGAAAAGUUUGAAUGCAAGAGAAUAGAAAGCAGACUUGCCGUUUAUAUGUUGGACCCAGAUAUUUCAAAUGCUUUAGCUGCCAAAUAUAUUGCAGUUCCACUUAUGUUCCCUAUACACCAAAUAUCUGUCAAAGACUUUGCAGGUGAAGUUGGAAACCAAAGUGCUGACCCAGGUGCAAGAACAGAUAUUGCUUUAACAACUGCAAUGAAACAUGCAGAUACUAUGUUUGUACUGUUCAGACGAACUAUAAAUGACUAUUCUUGUUUCUACAACCCUGGUAUUAAAUAUCAUAUAAACAUAGAUGGCAAAUACUAUCCAAGAGAAGAAUAUUCUACAGUUGAGGAUAUGAGGUCAUACAACUUGACAUUAGAUGCUAUGAACUUUAACAACAACUUCACAACAACCAUUAACCCUGAAAUGCAAAGUUCUAUUAUGCCAUAUGUGAAAGUAUGGACCCAUACAGGAGCUCAAAAAACUCAAUAUACAAAUGGAGACCGUUCAAACUUUUGGCUUGGCAUUCCAUUUGCUGACUCAGAAGACUUUUAUGGGUGGUAUUUCAACUGUUGGUACU